AUGGGUAAGGGUACUCCUUCUUUCGGUAAGCGUCACAACAAAUCCCACACUUUGUGUAACAGAUGUGGCCGUCGUUCAUUCCACGUUCAAAAGAAGACCUGUGCUUCUUGUGGUUACCCAGCUGCUAAGACCAGAUCUUACAACUGGGGUGCUAAGGCUAAGAGAAGACACACUACCGGUACCGGUAGAAUGCAAUAUUUGAAACAUGUCUCCAGAAGAUUCAAGAAUGGUUUCCAAUCUGGUGUUCCAAAGGCUGCUUCUGCUUAA
Henningerozyma blattae CBS 6284 is the source of this 267-nucleotide messenger RNA. Its product is annotated as 60S ribosomal protein eL37. Lineage: Eukaryota; Fungi; Ascomycota; Saccharomycetes; Saccharomycetales; Saccharomycetaceae. Gene Ontology annotation, molecular function: RNA binding; structural constituent of ribosome. Gene Ontology annotation, biological process: translation. Bases 1 to 267 code for a protein of 88 amino acids. The transcript is spliced from 2 exons. The record is from RefSeq and is a predicted model, not a curated record. Gene Ontology annotation, cellular component: cytosolic large ribosomal subunit; ribosome.